AUGGGUUCAUAUGGAAAACUUGCAAAGAGGGCUGUGGAGACUGAGAUGCCGAUCAUGGUUCAGAUACAACAAUUGUUUCGAGGAGCCAAGAAUGCUGUGUCACUGGCCCAGGGAGUAGUUCACUGGCAACCACCCAAACAGGCUUUGGAUAAGGUGAAAGAACUUGUAUGGGAGCCUUCAAUUAGUCGUUACGGUUUUGAUGAAGGUAUACUUGAACUCAGGGAGGCAUUGGUAAAAAAGUUGCAUAAUGAAAAUAAGUUGUACAAAUCUUCAGUGAUGGUUACUUCAGGUGCAAAUCAGGCAUUUGUGAACCUUGUUCUUACAUUGUGUGAUUCCGGGGACUCUGUGGUUAUGUUUGCACCAUACUACUUCAAUGCCUACAUGUCCUUCCAGAUGACCGGCGUCACUAAUAUAUUGGUGGGUCCUGGCCACCCAGAGACACUUUACCCAGAUGCAGACUGGUUGGAGAAAACGUUAUCGGAAACAAAGCCAACCCCAAAACUUGUUACGGUUGUUAAUCCUGGCAACCCAAGUGGAACCUAUAUUCCGGACCCUCUUCUUAAGAGGAUUUCAGAUAUUUGUAGAGACGCUGGAUCAUGGCUUGUUGUGGAUAAUACAUACGAGUAUUUUAUGUAUGAUGAUUUGAAACACACAUGUGUGGAGGGAAAUCACAUAGUCAACAUUUUUUCCUUCUCGAAAGCUUAUGGGAUGAUGGGAUGGCGAGUUGGAUACAUAGCAUACCCAUCAGAAGUAGAGGGUUUUGCUACCCAACUCCUCAAAGUUCAAGAUAACAUUCCCAUCUGUGCGUCAAUAAUUUCACAGCACCUUGCGCUCCACUCAUUGGAAAUGGGACCCGAAUGGGUCACUGAACGAGUGAAAGGUCUUGUCAAGAAUAAAAAUAUUGUUCUAGAAGCGCUCUCCCCUCUCGGAAAAGAUGCUGUUAAAGGUGGAGAAGGUGCUAUAUACUUGUGGGCAAAGCUUCCGGACAAAUAUGUAGAUGACAAUAAAUUUGUUCACUGGCUUGCUCACAGGCAUGGGGUGGUGGUGAUCCCCGGAAGUGCAUGUGGGUGCCCAGGAAAUGUGAGAAUCUCCUUUGGUGGCUUGCUAGAGGAUGACUGCAAAGCUGCCGCAGAAAGGCUGAGGAGAGGGUUAGAAGAAUUGAUCAGCGAUGGAAUGGUUCAGUAA
Messenger RNA from Prunus armeniaca (apricot), 1185 nucleotides. Lineage: Eukaryota; Viridiplantae; Streptophyta; Magnoliopsida; Rosales; Rosaceae. The record is from the annotation of a GenBank genome assembly.